AUGGCGCUGCGCCCACGUGCUUCCUCUCAGCCUUUGAAACUUUCCAUCUUCCAGAGCCCCAAACUGGCUGCAGCCCUUCGACCUCGGGCGGCUUCCUCGCGCUCAGGCUCCAUGCUGGAAGAGGAAUUGUCUUGUCCUGUCUGCUGUGAAAUUUUCAAGGAGCCUGUGGUGCUCAAGUGCAGCCACAGCUUCUGCCGGGCCUGUCUGCAGCAGUUCUGGAACAAGAAGAAGGCCAGGCGUGAGUGCCCCGUUUGCAGGAGGAAGUGCUCUCUGACAGAGCCCACGGUCAGCCUGGCCCUGAAGAAUGUAGCUGAAACUUUUUUGAGGGAGCAGGAGCGAAAGACGGCCGCUGGUGGGGCUGGUGGGACAGGGGAGCAAGCUGGGGUGGUGGAGGUGAACUGUGUCACACAUGGGGAAGUCCUCAAGCUCUUCUGUCUGGAUGAUUUUGAAAUCCUCUGCUGUGUGUGUCACACCUCCAAGAAGCACCAAGGCCACCAAGUGUGUCCCCUGGAGGAAGGAGCUCAGGACCUCAAGGAAGAAUUGAAGAAAGAGCUGAUUCCUUUGAAGAAGAACCUGCGCUGCCUGUAUGAAGCCAAGCAGAAGUGUGAUGACACAACGGUGCACAUGAAGAACCAGACUCAGACCACUGAGCAGCAGAUCAAAGAGGAGUUCCAGCAGCUGCGUGAGUUCCUGCAGAAGGAGGAGAUGGCUCGACUGACCGCCCUGCAGCAAGAGGAUGAGGAGAAGAAAGAGAAAAUGAAGAAGAAGUCCGACAGCAUCACCAGAGAUAUCCUCACCUUUUCUCACGCCAUCAUUGCCAUUGAGAACGAGAUUGCCUCCGGUGACCCUUCCUUCCUUCAGAAUUACAACAACACAAAGAAAAGAGCACAGAUCUCUCCGAAGGAUCAAGAAAAUGUAUCAGAUGCUCUUAUUAAUGUGGCCAAGCAUGUCAGUUCCCUCAAGUACCAUGUGUGGGGGAAGAUGGCGGAGCUGGUUCACUACACACCCAUCACCCUGGACCCCAACACUGCCUACUCCUGCUUGUCCCUCUCCAAAGAUCUGACCAGCGUGAGUAACAGUGGAUGCCUGAAGGAGCUCCCAGACAAUCCCGAACGUUUCGGCCACUUUGUGUUCGUGCUUGGCUCCGAGGGCUUCACUUCAGGCCGCCACGCCUGGGAGGUGGAGGUGAGUGACAAAGUGGACUGGAUGCUCGGGGUUGUCAAGGGGUCCAUCGACAGGAAAGGCCGUAUAUCUGGCUGUCCUGAGGGUGGCUUUUGGAUGAUCUCACACUACGAGGGCGAGUACUCAGCCAUGACGAGGCCCAGCACCCAACUGCAUCUGGAGGGGGAGCUGACCAGGGUCAGGGUGCAGCUGGACUACGAUGGCGGGGAGGUGAGCUUCUCUAACCCUAUCAGCAUGACUCCCAUCUACACCUUCACCGACUUCUUCACUGACAAGAUGUACCCCUUCUUCUGCCCGGGAGCCAACAUCAACGGAAAUAACCCCAAACCUCUUAAGAUCUGCCCCGCCAAAGUGGCUGUGUGGAACAGUGCCACAUGGUGA
Messenger RNA from Scomber japonicus (chub mackerel), 1563 nucleotides. RefSeq names its product tripartite motif containing 35-12 (gene trim35-12). Lineage: Eukaryota; Metazoa; Chordata; Actinopteri; Scombriformes; Scombridae. Gene Ontology annotation, molecular function: zinc ion binding; protein binding; ubiquitin-protein transferase activity. Bases 1 to 1563 code for a protein of 520 amino acids. The transcript is spliced from 6 exons. Gene Ontology annotation, biological process: protein ubiquitination. The record is from RefSeq and is a predicted model, not a curated record.